This is a messenger RNA of Fibroporia radiculosa, 831 nucleotides long. RefSeq lists its product as uncharacterized. NCBI's taxonomy places the organism in Eukaryota, Fungi, Basidiomycota, Agaricomycetes, Polyporales, Fibroporiaceae. Bases 1 to 831 code for a protein of 276 amino acids. The record is from RefSeq and is a predicted model, not a curated record. Gene Ontology annotation, molecular function: phosphoprotein phosphatase activity. Gene Ontology annotation, biological process: dephosphorylation. The transcript has 7 exons.
AUGGAGAUAGAACCACUUGAUCCCGUCUACGUCCGUGAACGACUCUCUCGCCCUCCCUUCGUUCAGAUUCCUGGUGUGGCUAAUGUCCGGGACUUGGGCUCGUAUCAUAGCGUUACGCAUCCUGGGUCCAUGACCAGACCUCGCAUGUUAUUUCGAUCAGCUGAGAUAUCUGCCAUUACAGAAGAGGGAAAGGUCAAACUUAAGGAGCUAGGUAUCUCGGUAGUCUAUGACUUGCGGUCAGACACCGAAAUUGAGCGGUACGAAAGCCCUAUGCCUGAGAUUGAAGAUGUGGAGGUUCUGCGAGUUCCAGUAUUUAAGACGGAGGACUACAGCCCGGAAAUGAUGGCCAAACGAUUUGCACUGUAUGCCAGUGGAAAAACCGAAGCUUUCAUGGAACUUUAUUCCCAAAUUUUGGAUCACGGAGGACUUGCAUUCGGGGUGAUCCUCAGGCAUGUGAGAGAUAGCCCAAAUGAAGGAUUGUUGUUUCAUUGCACAGCUGGAAAAGAUAGGACUGGGAUUGCAGCAGCGUUACUUCUCAAGUUAGCGGGUGUGGAAGACAACGAAAUUGCAGAGGAUUAUGCUCUGACGAGAGUUGGUCGAGAGCCUGCUCGUCAGAAAGUUAUGACUCGUUUGAGUCAAAUUCCCAUGUUUGCGACGAAUACAGAAGCUGCGCUUAACAUGUUCACUUGCCGCCGCGAAGUCAUGUUUGCAUUCCUUGCGCUGCUGAAAGACCGCUAUGGUGGAGUUGAGGGAUAUCUUAGAGAUUAUGUCCACCUCUCCGACGACGAUAUACAUGUAAUCCGGCGGAAUCUGCUUGCGCCUGAGAAGUGA